Molecule: messenger RNA, 1426 nt
Organism: Camelina sativa (false flax)
Lineage: Eukaryota; Viridiplantae; Streptophyta; Magnoliopsida; Brassicales; Brassicaceae
Product: putative RNA methyltransferase At5g51130
Biological process (GO): snRNA modification
Molecular function (GO): RNA methyltransferase activity; snRNA binding; O-methyltransferase activity
Source: RefSeq, a predicted model, not a curated record
UUAGGACUUUCAAAGACGGUUCUUCUUCUUCUUCCUCGCUCUCCGCCGCUUAAAGCUCUCGACCUCUCUACGAAAAAACCUCUCUUGCGCUAGCUUCGUCGAGUCUCUCUGUUUAGAUUAAUCGUUUUGUUUUCGAUUCUAUCUCAUCGAGUUGAUCGCGGUAACAUAGAAACCCUAGCUCCGCGUGAUUGUUCUGUCGCACAUAUGAAACCAACGUCGUGUGAGAGAAUGGGUCGAGACAACGAUCAGAAGAAGGAUAAGAAGAAGAGAAAGAGAAGCCAUGAGAAUGAGAAGAGUAUUGAGAAAGUUGUAGCUAACGAAGAGAAGAAAGUCCCAACCCAGCCGAAACAGCAACAACAAGGACAACAAGGGAACGAGAAAGUCCCAACCCAGCAGAAGCAGCAGAAUCAGCAACAAGGGAACUGUAAUCAAAGCAAGAAGAAGAAGAACCAAGAAGUUUACCCUUUUGGAAACUACAGAAACUACUAUGGCUACCGAAUUAGCAGUGACACGGAUGAGGAUCCUCGGCUUAAAGUAUUGAAGAAAGAAUGGUUUGAAGGCAAAGACUGUCUUGACAUUGGCUGCAACAGCGGCAUUAUGACUAUUCAUAUUGCUAAAAAGUUUGGUUGCCGGAGCAUUCUUGGAGUUGAUAUUGAUUCAAGUCGUAUUGAGGAUGCUCACUGGCAUCUUAGGAAGUUUGUCAGAAUGCAGAAUUCUGCUAAGUCAAGUGAAAAGGAACCUAGUUCAAAGAUUGCAGAUAGAGCACAUGGUUCAAUGGAGCAAUCUACUUCUCUCUCCAAUGGCGAGGUGAAGGCAGACAUCCCAGAAACUAAAGACCUGUCUCAGAUUGUGUCCUUUCAGAAGGAGAAUUUUGUUCUAACCCGAAAUCUCGACGAUAAUCGUUAUGAUACAAUUCUAUGUUUAAGUGUGACAAAAUGGGUUCAUUUGAAUUGGGGUGAUGAUGGUUUGAUCACCUUAUUUUCAAAAAUUUGGCGUCUUCUUCAACCGGGUGGUAUCUUUAUAAUGGAACCUCAGCCUUGGAAAUCGUAUGAAAACAAUCGUCGUGUCUCAGAGACAACUGCGAUGAAUUACCGAAAGAUUGUUUUACGUCCUGACCGUUUCCAAGAAAUUCUUCUUGAUAAGAUUGGUUUCAGAACAGUAGAAGAUCUUACAUCAAGCUUGUCCGGUGCAAGCAAAGGGUUUGAUAGACAGAUUCUUGCGUUCCAGAAAUGACCAGUUGCGUCGCUGAGUUUUUGAAAGGCCUUGUGAAAAUCAAAUUAAUAUGGAACGGCAUGGUUAUAUUUCGUUUCAUAUCUAAUAUGUAAACUAUUUUUCGCUACAGCUUAGGCUCUCUAAUCCAAUUCUUUUGGUCCUCUUUUUGUACACGGUUUUUAAUGAUAAUGACACAAAUCUUUGAAUCGAUAAA